Molecule: messenger RNA, 2750 nt
Organism: Cebus imitator (Panamanian white-faced capuchin)
Lineage: Eukaryota; Metazoa; Chordata; Mammalia; Primates; Cebidae
Product: protein FAM111A-like
Exons: 2
Coding region: 461-2296 (611 amino acids)
Source: RefSeq, a predicted model, not a curated record
AAAUUUCCAAUUGAAAAUUAUUCUAUAAGGUAUUUAUACCUCCAUUGAAUUCCAUCUCUGCCACGUAGCUCUGCCUUUGGCAGUUUGUCUACCUUCUCUGAGAUAUACUUUCUGUCAGCAAAGUGUAGAUAUACCCAAUUUUCCUGGUAUCUAUGAGAACUUGCAACUAGAGAUAAGUUUCAUAAAGUGUUUAUUAUAAUUUUCAUAAAGUACCUGACACACAGUGCUCUGGAAAAGAGAGCUUUUAUUGUUGGGGUGAUUAUAGUUGGUGAAUAAACUAUGUUUGCAAAGAUAACAUCUCCAGGUAGAGCAAAGCUGGAGCUCAAGGGGAAAGGUGGGACAUAGGACAUCAGCUAAUCUUUUCCUCUGUACAAUUAAUGACAGCUUUGAAGAUACUACUAUAACUUGAAAGUUUGAAGUUAGUGUUUCAGCUGAACUAUCCAUUCAUCUUCCAGCCAUCAUGAGCUGUAAGAAGCAGAGGUCACAGAAUAACUCGGUCAAUGAAAAAAGGAAUGUGAAAAUCGAGCACUAUUUUUCUCCGGUCUCUAAAAAGCAAAAGAUUAAUCCCAGUACUUCUCAAAUGAGGAUGGUGUCUGGAGGCAGCCCAAGUGAAAUAACUAAUACCCAUGCUCAAAGAUUCCAUUCACCUAAGAAAAAUCCAGAAGACCAGACCAUGCCCCAAAAUCAGAUAAUACAUGUUACCCUGGAUGUAAACCACAGGAAAAACCAAAAUGUGAAAUAUGUGCUCCCACCCAGUGAGAAUAAUAGCUUAUAUAUAGCUCUCAAGACUCUGCAGGCUGUCAGAAAAGAGAUAGAAACACACCAAGGCCAAGAAAUCCUUGUGCAUGGAGCAGAAGGAAUCGAAGAGUACAUAAACCUUGGAAUGCCCCUCACUUGUUUUCCUGAAAAAUGCCAUGUGGUCGUUACCUUUUACAAAAGUAAAAGUAAGCAGAAGGAAAAUAACCAAGUACGUAGCCGGUGUGGCAAGGCAUCGACUGAAUGUGUCAAAUUCUACAUUCAUGCAAUUGGAAUUGGGAAGUAUAAAAGAAAAAUUGUUAAAUGUGGGAAGCUUCACAAAAAGGGUUGCAAACUCUGUGUCUAUGCUUUCAAAGGAGAAACCAUCAAGGAUGCUCUGUGCAAGGAUGGCAGAUUUCGUUCCUUUCUGGAGAAUGAUGAUUGGAAACUCAUUGAAAACCAUGACUCCAUUUUAGAAAACACCCACCUAGUGGAUCAAUUAGAAGACAAAGUCUUCCAGGUUGAGGUUGAGAAAAGAAUGGGCCCCAGUGAAGCAGGUCCUCAGAAUCCUGAGUCAGAGAAAAGAAACGCCUGUGUGUUGAGAGAACAAACCAUGUCUCAGUACCCCAGUUUGAAAAGAGAAAGUGAAAAAAUCAGGGAAAACUUCAACAAAAAAAUGAAAGGAAAAAAUGGGAAAACAUUAUUUAAAUUGCAUAGAACAAACUUUGGGAAAGUAACAAAAAACUCUUACUCUGCUAAAGUACUGAAAAUUCUUGCACAUCUCAGUGACUCAGUUGGGCACUUAUUCUGGGACGGUGCAACUGCAGGUUGUGCCACCUGCUUUGCUUUUAAAGGACUGUUCAUUUUAACUUGUCAGCAUGUAAUAAAUCUCAUUGUGGGAAAAGGAAUAGAGCCAAGUAAGUGGGCAGACAUAAUUGGUCAAUGUGUAAGGGUGACAUUUCAUUAUGAAGAGCCACAAGAAAAGGAAAUGAACUGCUUUUCCGUCGAAACUUGGUAUGAGAUAUAUAAUGAAGAGCUUGACUAUGUUGUCCUGAAACUGAAGGAAAAUGGACAACAGGUACCUAUGGAACUAUACAAUGGAAUUGCUCCUGUGCCACUUAGUGGGUUGAUACAUAUUAUUGGCCAUCCAAAUGGAGAAAAAAAGCAAACUGAUGCUUGUGUUGUGAUUCCUCAGGAUAAGCGAGCAGAGAAAUGUCAGGAACGUAUUCAGGCUAAAGAAGUAGAAAGUCCAGAGUAUGUUCAUAUGUACACUCAAAGAAGUUUCCAGAAAAUAGUUCCCAACCCUUAUGUGAUUACCUAUGACACUGAGUUUUUCUUUGGGGCUUCUGGCUCCCCAGUGUUUGAUUCAAAAGGUUCAUUGGUGGCCAUGCAUGCUGCUGGCUUUGCUUAUGAGUACCAAAAUGAGAUUCGCAGUAUCAUUGAGUUUGGCUCUACUGUGGAAUCCAUCCUCUAUGAUAUGAAGCUAAGAUAUCAACCAUGGUAUGAAGAAGUAUUUGUAAGUUAUCGGGAUGUAGAAAUGAUGAGUGCUGAGGACUUAUGAGAAUUCAGUCUAUUAGAUUUAAGGGAAUAGCUUAUAGAGUUGUUAUUUCAUAGGCAUUAAUUAUGGUUUUCUAAAUUCCAAAAUGGUCAGUUUUAUCAAUAAUAAUACUAUUGACCAUUUCCUAUCUGCCAGGCAUUUUUCUAAGCACAUGAAGAAAUUAGUCUUAACAAAACUAUGAGAUGGACCAUAACUUGCCCUAUUUUAAAGUCAAGCAAUGUGAAGAAUAAGAAGAUUAAAAAAAUAAUCGUUUUUUUAAUAUAAAAAAACAUAUAGUCACUUUUUUUUUCAUCUGUAAUAUUUUAAUCUAAAUUCAUUAGCUACAGGGCAGGAAUCAAAACUUAUUCAUCUCGGCCGGGCGCGGUGGCCCACGCCUGUAAUCCCAGCACUUUGGGAGGCCGAGGCGGGUGGAUCACGAGGUCAAGAGAUCGAGACCAUCCUGGUCAACAUGGUGAAA